AUGAUUGAGUUGGCAUGGGCUUUUGCUGGUAUUGAUCGCAUUGAGAAAUCAGACAGUAACCUCUCAGCCGAACCGAUGAGCGCAGGCGACAACCGUGUGCUUCCUCACCUAGGAUCCAAAGCUCAGCAGCACGAUGCGAUCUUCACCGAAGCAGUCCAGCUUCUCGAUUCCAUGAAAUCCUCACCAUCCUGCAAUCGCGUGGCGGUAACCCGACUUGUCACAUCGUGUCAAUUCGCCGGGGGCAAAGAUACAAGCGAUUUGCAGACUUACGAAUAUGAGACCUUGGAUCGCAUUCGGUCCAUGUACGCAGCCCGACUGGCAAUAUGCGAAUUGAAUGACGCCGGCGCCUCAGUUCCAGUUCCUUGCAUUCCGGUGGCAGUUUCUCCACCCCACAAAUCCAAAUUUCGAUUCUCGUUCACUACCAAGCCCCAGCCGCCUGAUACUGGAAUCGAUCUCUUGCCCGAUGACGUCCUGGGGAAGUGCCUGAAAGCCUUGGAGUCGCGACCUCAGUGGUGGACUUCAUAUAGCAACAACCGGCAGAAUGCAAUGGUUAUAUGCCAAGCGGCUCGAAUUGAAGUGGAAAGAGAGGAACUGCUGGAUCUUCAUCGAGCCAUUGUGAAGACCAGCUCGAAGCUACACGAGGGACUAGAAGCAGCGCUUCAAAACGCCGCUAUGGAAUCGUCUCGACACAAUACCUUUCUAGAAGAGGUCAGGGGAAUACAAGAGAGGCUCGCGGCCGACCUGGAGAUUUCAGCGUCCGUUACUCAGAAUGCACUCCAUAGGCUACUUCAGGAGAUUAGGUCUGGCUUGGACAGCAUCGCUACUUCGGCUAGCUCGGUUAUGAAUAAUCUUCGCGGAGAGGCGGGCACUCUGGCAAAGGAACUUCGAGAUACCUCAGCAUCUGUCCGAAGCCUUCAAGACACUUUACAUGAAGUGCAGGAAAACACAAUUUCGCGGAGUCAGGAGGUGAUUCGCAUGCACGAGGAAGAUGCUCUGGCUUACCGAGAUGUGGCAUCAGUAUUGCACCAUACGCUUGAAUCAAUCGUGGACACAGACAUGGCACGCCUUUUUAAGCGAAUGAUGACAUUCGAUUCCUCGUUGGAAUGGCUCAAUGGCCGGCUUGUCAUGAUUCUGGAACAGGAGAACAGAAUGUCUCAGCGUCUACAAACCAUGGAGACCUCCAUGGAGCAGUCUUACAACAGGGCCCAUGACCUACAACAAGCGCAACAGUCUCAGGCCAAAUUGCUAGCCGCCCAGUUCAAGACACAAGAUGAAAUGCAAUUCAAAGCACAGGUCUCUCAAGCUUUGUUGGACAAAGCUACUAUAUCAGCUGCCAACCUGCAUUCAAUGAUCGAUGAUGCGACGAUGAAAUUCAAACGCACACCCGGGUUGCACUCUGGGGGUAUUUCAGCAUGGACAGUGUGCGCACUUCUUCUUAUCCUUCUCGGUGCACAGAGCACCAGGAUGGCAAUCGGUCUUCUCUUUCUUAUCUUUGGUCAUAUCAUUGCGACCUUUUGCUUUCAGUUUUUCUAG
Penicillium waksmanii is the source of this 1533-nucleotide messenger RNA. RefSeq lists its product as uncharacterized. Gene Ontology annotation, biological process: nuclear membrane fusion involved in karyogamy; karyogamy involved in conjugation with cellular fusion. The coding region runs from base 1 to 1533 and encodes 510 amino acids. The record is from RefSeq and is a predicted model, not a curated record. Gene Ontology annotation, cellular component: endoplasmic reticulum membrane. The transcript is spliced from 6 exons. Lineage: Eukaryota; Fungi; Ascomycota; Eurotiomycetes; Eurotiales; Aspergillaceae.